Molecule: messenger RNA, 363 nt
Organism: Pipistrellus nathusii (Nathusius's pipistrelle)
Lineage: Eukaryota; Metazoa; Chordata; Mammalia; Chiroptera; Vespertilionidae
Source: the annotation of a GenBank genome assembly
AUGCUGACGUUCCAUGUCAACUUCCCCGGUCUCUGGGGUCUCCUCUCUCGUGCAGAGAAUCCCACAUACACCCACACUGCCAGGGGAGCCGAGCGAAGGGGAGCUGCCGGGUCGGAGUGCUCCCGGCCUCUCCUCUCCGAGGUUGAUCUGCCAGUGUCCCGCCGCCCCGCCCUCUGGGACUGGCCCAACGGCCAGCGCUGCCCCUCGCGGACACCUCCUUUCCGUGCGAACUGUCCCUCACAAAGCUGUCUCUUGGACCAGAACAAACAGAACGCACCCCGCCUUCCUCAGAGGGAGGCUCUGCUGGAGUUCCCGCUGGGCUCCGGCCCCUGGCAGCUGGCUGUUUACACGGUUUGGCAAUAG